UAAAUUAAAAAUUUGGAAACGAGUUCAGUAUAUUAUUAAAAGCUCUUGAAUGACCCUGGCUGCUGUGCUGUUACACCUCGGUGUGUUUCUCUUCUCGUUGCUAAGGCUGGGUKUUGCUUUUCCUUCCUCUCCCAGGUGAGUGUCCCAGGCCAGAGCGGCUGCAGUACGCAGAGCUCAGUCCGAGCUCCAAGGAAAUGCAGAAUUUUCCUGUUGGGAGCCAGAUUUCCUUCGUCUGCCGGCCGGGAUACAGGAGAAUYCCAGGGAAAUCGCUGACCCGGACAUGUGGUGCUGACCUGCAGUGGUCACCCACAGAUGCCUUCUGUACAGAGMGAAAAUGUAAAUACCCAGGAGACUUGGAAAAUGGCUAUACUGGUGAUUCAGAUCUUACCUUUGGUUCAAAAUUGAAAUUUUUUUGUAAUGAAGGAUACAGAUUACUGGGUAAGGACGAGAUUUCMUGUGUUAUCAAGAACGAAGGUGUUGACUGGAGUGGACCUCUGCCUUAUUGUGAAAUAAUCCCUUGUGGGCCACCUCCUGAAAUAGCCAACGGGCGCUACAUGGAAAGAGAGAGCUAUGUGUACCAGAAUUCAGUGACCUACAAGUGUGAUAAGGUUCCCAGKGGCAGGGAUCCCUUCUCCCUCAUUGGCUCAGACACAAUUUAYUGCACAACUGAUGCCCACUUAAACGGAGUUUGGAGUGGACCACCUCCAGAAUGUAGAGUGGUCAAAUGUGAAAACCCCAGAGUUGAAAAUGGGAGAAAAAUAAGUGGAUUUGGCCCUUCCUACAUUUACAAGGACUCAGUUGUGUUUGAGUGUAAUCAGGGCUAUUACUUGGUUGGAGCAGAGGUAAUUACCUGUGGAGAAAACAGCGUCUGGGAUUCUCCAGUACCAACUUGUGAGAAAAUUACUUCAGACUUGUGUCCUGCCCCGAGGAUCCAGAAUGGAGUYCUGGACCCAGCCAAACCUGCCUAUGGAAAAGGAGAAUCUGUCCAGAUCAGGUGCAACACUGGCUGCUCCUUCCCUGAUGGCACUGCAGAGAUGACAGUGACAUGUCAGGACCAGAGUUCUUGGAGUCCUUUACAACACUGUGUCUGUCAAUCUGAARCUUCUGGUACCACACCAGUCAUAAAUUAUGGCAGAGUAAUUGCUGGACAAAAGCCCUCCUACAUGGUGGGGGAUUUUAUUACCAUUGAGUGUUACACAGGCUACASUUUGCAUGGGGCAGCUCGAAUUCAGUACAUUGGAAACAACCAGUGGAACCCUGCAGUGCCAAGCUGCAAGCUGAGUGGAGCUAUUAUAACUGUCAUCUGUGUGAUCGUGGUGGUUGUGGUGCUCCUGGCAGCCUUCUGGAUCUAUAAGAAAUUCUUUUCACAGAAUGGAAUUGCAGAGGAUUUCCCAGAACCUCCAAAGCUUUACAGUGUUGACUUCUGGAAAACUUGGUGAAAAGUUSAUGGAGAAGAGGAAGAUUAUCCUGUGGCUGUUCUGAUGGAGCACUUGAGGCAAAGCCCAGAGGUUGUUUUGGCACUUUUAUCCACGUGUAACAAAUGCAGUUCCUGGGGAAUCAGCUCUGUUGGGUUUUGGUGACCUCUUAAGGGGAAUGGGUUUAGGAAUUGUGUGGAUUUCACACUUCAAAUGGACUUAACUUUCAUGGUAAAGCUGUGUGUGGAGUCAGCUGCCUGAUAGAAUGAAUCCUUUCAGAURUUGGAAUAGAAAGAAAAACUUAAAAUGUGCUGCAUUUCUUUCCCAGUUUGUGGUUGUGAUACUCCAAGUGAGGUGGUGGGGACUGGAAAUGAUGCCAGACUGCACAACUGUGCUCUAUGGAGUUUUGGGAUUGCAGUGAGCAUUGAUGGGAUCAGCAGAGUUUCUCAUGGAAAAUGUUCCUGCCCCUGACAGGGCGUGGRAUGGGAUCAGCUUUAAGGUCCCUUCCAACCCAAACCAUUCUGGGUUUUCCCUCUGUGWUUUUACCAGUUUAACUUAAACACUACAAAUUAAUUUCUCCUAAUUGUCAUGAGUCCCGUGCUGUUUUUCUAAAACUCAGUGCUGCGUGAAUUUUUUUCAUUUUGGAGUCUGGAACUGAAAAUUAAAAGAGACCUGAACACUGAGCUCUGUGCUGAAGAAAAGGCUGUGUGCAAUCAAAAUGUGGUGUUGCCAUCUACUGGUAAUAGGAACAGUGAAAGAAACAAAAUAGGGUUACCUGGUUUAGGGUUAAAUAAUGUGAAGUGUCAGUGGUUGUCACAUUUAARGUCAGCAUAAAUUAAACCCUGCCCAUGGCAGGGGUUGGAACUGGAUGAUUUUGAGGUCCCUUCCAAGCCAAACCAUUCUGAUUCUCUUAAAUUCUUCUGAGGGUGGUGAGGAUGGAGCUGGGGGCUGAAAUGAAGAGACUUGGCAGCAGAGUUUAGGURUUGUCCAGCAGAAAAACAGGUGAUCUGUCUGCCUGAGACAGAGCCCAGGAGUGUAGAGCACACCAUUUUAUUUAAAAGGAAAAAAAAAAAUCGGUGUAAAUAACAGGUUAAGGCAAACAAACAGCAGGUGGAGUAGAAGUGGUCAGAAGGUGGGGUGGCUGUGCUGUCACAGCCAGACCCUGGCUGCUUUGAGUUGAAGAAUCUGAAUUAUGUUUGAAGUUCCAGCUCAGAGAACAGCAAACCACAGGUGUUGGGGAAGCCAGAUCCUGCUCGGGGUUUGGUUGUGACUUGGGGGCUGGGGGAAGGAAGUUUUCCAUUACUGUUGCUUUUCCCCCUACAUCAUAACCGAUUUCAAAUGGUGCUAGACAAAAACUGAGACUCUGAACACCAAGAGAAAUCGGUCAGCCUGUGUAAGAGACGUUGUCCUGGCUCAGAGAAGGAUCCUCUUGGAGAUGACAGCUAUGCAUUCUUUGAGAUGACUACUGAGUGCUCUGAUCAAACCUUCRUCCACUCAGGGAUCAGCUUUUCCGUGUCUGGGAACACGCUGGACAUCAGUGAGGGCAAAAAAAAAAGAGUUCAGCUUUGCUUCAGUGGUUGGGAUGCAGGGGAAAUACUGCUAGAAGGUACCAGCAACAAACAAAAAUGAUUGUAGGAAAAGGAGUGGGUCCUGCGUGUGCUGAAAAAUUAUUCUAGAAAAAGGAUUGGGUUCUGUUUGUGGUGAAAAAUUAUUCUAGAAAAAGGAUUGGGUUCUGUUUGUGGUGAAAAAUUAUUCUAGAAAAAGGAUUGGGUUCUGUUUGUGCUGAAAACCAAUUCUAGAAGAAAGGUUGGGUUCUGUUUGUGCUGGAAAAUUAUUCUAGGAUUGGGUUCUGUUUGUGCUGAAAACCAGUUCUAGAAGAAGGAUUGGGUUCUGUUAGUGCUGAAAAAAUUAUUCUAGGAUUGGGUUCUGUUUGUGCUGGAGAAGGAUUCUAGAAAAAGGAAUGGGUUCUGUGUGUGCUGUGUGGCCUCAUCGUGGUGCCCAUGGCAGGGGGUUGGAAUAAGGGGAUUUUUAAGGUCCCAUCCAACCCAAACCAGGCUGGGAUUUUGAGAUUCUGGGAUUGCUGAAGGCAUUUCUGUGUUUAACUGCUGAGUUCGGGUUGUUGGAGGGAAUUUCUGUGUUUGCAGAACUCUGGGAGCUAUGGAAUGAGAAUCCUAUGGUGUUGGAGUCCCCAAGCAGAGAGUGGAAAUCCUUUUGCUCUGAGCAGUAAAUUAAAAUGUUGAUGCUGAUUUUGGAUGUUAAAUGUUCUCUGCCUGUCAAGAUGCAAGGAGUACCACGUUGGUUUUCAUGCAACUUCGGGAUCACUUCACUCUGGACACCUUGAACUCAUAUCCAUUGUUUAUUUAGCAGAAGUACAUGAGCAGGAGGCUGCUCUGGUGUGGCCCUGCCUUGGGAGGGUGCAUACAGUGAUUGGAGAAGUGUCUAGAAAUCAGAUACUGAUGGUACAAAGUGGAUGGCUGGCAAAAGAAUCACCUUUGGGAAAAGGGCUGAUGUGGGCAGCAGAGGCUGAUGGAGAAGUGAGCAGGUUCUUGGUCUCCUCCCACGCUGUAAUUCUUGCUCCUAGAACACUGAUUUCAAAUGGUGCUAGAUACAAAGUGGGAAAAUCUAAGCCACCAUGUGAAACCAGCUUCCAGAGGAAGACACAUCUUGUGCAAGGCUGCAGGCUGAGGGAGAAAAUCCUUCAUCUCCUCCGUACCUAGAGAAAAAUUCAUUUAUUUAAUUUCAGACAGCAAGACAGUUAACUUUUGGCUUAGCUACUUUGUGGAUACUUUUUUUGGGCAUUUUUUUCAUGGUUGGGGCUGUAUAGGAACAAUUAGGUGUGUGCUGAGGAAAGCCCCCAGCCUGUUUUUUCCUUUUCUAGGCAGGUGGAAUGCACUCAGGUUCUUCCCUGCAAGAGGUGAUCGAGGUUUUAUUUCCUGGUCAUGCAGAGCACAAUGCUGAUGGGGUGAUUGGGGGAAGUUUGUGUUGUACAGGAACACUUUUUCCAUUUUGCUGCAGAUGAAACCAGRCUAUAAACCUCAUUCUGUCCAAGACAGAGAGUGUUCUGGCUUUCUGUCACUCACUGAUCAGAGAGUACAGGACAGAUCAGGUGCUUUUUGUGGCAGGGAAAGGAAAUGUGACUGUCCUGGUGGAGCUUCCUCUGUCUGCAGUCCCUGUGCUUUGAAUAAGCAAGGACUCUCAGAUUUUUGUGUGAGACAACUUCUAAAUUCUGCAGGCAGAAUGAAAAUAAAUUGGGUUGAAAGUACUCAAGAGUGCGGGUCAGAACAAAAAGGGAGCGUUCACAAAUUGAACUGUAAAUGGUUCAGUGGAAGUUGUCGAGGAAGGASAGUGUGAAAAUGAGUGGCUGAUGGUUCCUGGAACUGCAGUGCACUUAACCUGCAGUGCCCAAGGCUCAGAGCACGGGGAAUCCAGGGGUGUUGGGAAGCUCUGAACUGCUCCACACAUGCAUAAUUCAGCAGCCAUCAACCCUUGGAUGAGUGUCUGACCUGUGCUGCCACAGAGGCCGAUGUGAAAUGGAGUAAAGCACAACUGGAGCCGGCAAUUUCACUUAUUGAUGCCCCGGGUUUUUGGCAACUCCGUGUGUUGGUGUUGUAACCACAUCCAAAAAUCCUAAUGCAYGCUCCCAGACAGCAGAGGAAGAGCUCAGAGUGAAGAGCAUGUCCUUCCAAGAAAGAGGGGUGGAGGAAGGGGAAAUAACUGGACUAGAUUACUGGGUCUGGAUAUUUGCUGUCAUUUCUAAAUCCAUUAUCUGGGGCAACAGGGUGAAAGACAAGUGGAAAGCAGGUUCCCUCCCCAGUGCCUGUCGUGCUGGCACAGUUAUUUAUGAGGCACCCUCUAUUAUCAGGUGAGAUUUACUCCUGAAAAGCUGGCCCAGGAGGUGCUCUGAGGAGAGGCAGGUGCAGCACAGAUCACAGAAUCCCAGCAGCACCCUUGAGAAACAGGAUCACAGUGAGCUUUGCUUUGGUUUUUUCUUGCCUCAGUA
Malurus melanocephalus (red-backed fairy wren) is the source of this 5415-nucleotide messenger RNA. Its product is annotated as membrane cofactor protein-like. The transcript is spliced from 10 exons. Gene Ontology annotation, biological process: negative regulation of complement activation, classical pathway. The record is from RefSeq and is a predicted model, not a curated record. The coding region runs from base 195 to 1439 and encodes 414 amino acids. Lineage: Eukaryota; Metazoa; Chordata; Aves; Passeriformes; Maluridae.